This is a messenger RNA of Xenopus tropicalis (tropical clawed frog), 2275 nucleotides long. It is a transcript of the gene smpd2, whose product is annotated as sphingomyelin phosphodiesterase 2. Gene Ontology annotation, cellular component: membrane. The record is from RefSeq and is a predicted model, not a curated record. Gene Ontology annotation, molecular function: catalytic activity; sphingomyelin phosphodiesterase activity. Lineage: Eukaryota; Metazoa; Chordata; Amphibia; Anura; Pipidae. The coding region runs from base 423 to 1610 and encodes 395 amino acids. The transcript is spliced from 13 exons. Gene Ontology annotation, biological process: sphingolipid metabolic process.
GUACAGGAAGAGGAUGUAAAAAGGCAGAGUACUCUCAGCUGACGGCUUUACAGAUAGAAACUGAAGAAAAACAUUAAGUAUUCUGAAAAGUUGAGUAAACCAGCACAAAUUACCUCAUCUGGGAAAGACAAAGAACGAACCUGUUAUUAAUGCAUACCUAACUGCAGCUACAUCAGAUCACAUUGAUAAGAAGCACAACAAAGAGACAGAUGUGCCCCCAACCCCCUCAGCAACGAGCAGCAGCUGCGAUCGUAUUGCGUCUGCUGCUUUUACUGCUUCCUGCUUCGCCCCCAGCACCUCCUCCCACCCACUUCCUCCCAAGGACUGCAGCCAGAAGGACCAGGCAAUCGAGGCCUUCAGGACACUUCAUUUUCACCAGAGAAACUGUGUUCAGUUAACACAAUACAGAAUCUUCUGCCAGAAUGAAGUCACAGGAGCCAGUUCAGCUGAGUAUUUUUGACCUUAAUUGUUGGGCUCUCAGAUUCCUCAGUAAAAAGCGUAAGGAACGGCUGGCUUUGAUUGGGCAGCUCCUUAGUCAACAAUGCUAUGACCUGGCUCUUCUACAGGAGAUCUGGAGUGACAAAGAUUAUAGUGAAUUAAGACAUCGCCUUUCAGAUGUGUUUCCAUAUACUCAUCGGUUCAAGAGUGGAGUCAUAGGCAGUGGCCUCUGUGUCUUCUCUCAAUUUCCAAUCAUUGACUGUCUUCAGUAUCAAUUUUCUCUCAACGGUUUCCCCUAUAUGAUGAACCACGGAGACUGGUUCUGUGGCAAAGCUGUGGGGUUGGUCAAACUCAAAGCCUAUGGAUUCUUGUGCCAUGUGUACGUCACACAUCUUCAUGCUGAAUAUUGCCGUGAAAAUGACUGCUAUCGGUCUCACAGAAUACUUCAAAGCUGGGAGCUUGCACAGUUUAUACGACACACCUCCAAUAAUUCAGAUGUUGUGGUCUUAGCUGGAGACCUAAACAUGCACCCAGGGGACCUUGGUGUUAAGCUGGUACGUGAAUGGACAGGGCUUAAAGAUUCAUACUUGGAGUGCACAGAAUAUGAGGGCCCACCUGAUGGGUGCACAUUGAUUCCCAGUAACCCCUUUACAGAUCCACAAGAAUUGAAAAACUUUCCUCAAGGAAUCCGCAUUGAUUAUAUCAUGUACAAGUCUGCCCCAGGAAUAGCUGUAAGUUGUCAGCAGGUUACUACUGGUUCUCAGUCAUCAAGAAGUGACACCCCUUUUUCUGACCAUGAAAUAGUCACUGCCACGCUGAGACUACAAAGGAUACCAGGAGUCAGCAAUGUAAACUCAGAAUCUCUACCAUCUGUGGUUUCGCCCAUUUUCUCUUCAUGCUGCACUGAGAUAUACACAGGUCUUCAAACAGCAGAGCGAUGGAGCACUAUAUGUCGUUACCUAGUUAUAAUGUUUCUGUUUCUCUUGGCUCUUCAGUGUUCAACCACUCUUCUUUCUGUUUUAGGGCUUAAAUGUAACAUAUUUCCUCCUGUAUUAAUGACACUUCUGUUUCUUCUUCUAUCCUCUCUAUUCCUUGUUCUGCAUACAGCAGAGCAGCGGCAGCUACAAAGUGUCAUUGAGCAGAUAAACCUGGUACAACAUGGACAUGAGUGAAAGAGUGAUUGGUUAAGUACCUAACAGCAACAUAUUAUACCAUUUAGACCUUUCUUUGAACAUCCUAUCCUUCACUAAUUGUGGGGUACAGUCCAUAACUGAAUCUGAUAUUAUUUUAUUGAUAUAUUAUCAUAAAUGACCUACCUUUGUCUUAAAUAGAACUUUUGUAUUAGUGAACCUUAACCUGAAAACAACCGUGUGUUUAAUCUAAAACUAGUAAAGUAGGCUACCUUCUUGCUAGAUCACUUGUGGAGUCUCGGAGCACAUUGGUGUGCCAUUUUUUUAUUUGCCAUUUUUUAUUUUGAUCCAAAGUAAACAGUUCAAACAUAUCUGCUAAGGAACAUAUCUGUGUUAAUAUAUAAUUCUUUGCAGUCAGGGACGUAAGCAGUCUGUUGGCCAAAACUAUAGUGAAAUAGAAAGAAGCACCAAUGUUCAGCCUAAGCUAUAUUUCAAAUUUAAUAAGCUGCUAGAAGCAAUACAGAGCCAUCAUUUGCAGACAGAAAAGCCUAGCGGUACGCUUUUUCAAUCUAAAAAAAUGUGUGUUUAUAUGUUGGACAUAAACAUGGUUUGACAUAUGCAACAUCAUAGCUCCUCACUGUACAUGAGUACUAUGCAAGUCUAUUGGUAUUUAACAUAUUAUGCUAUUAAAAUGCUUGAACACUUUU